Molecule: messenger RNA, 829 nt
Organism: Cajanus cajan (pigeon pea)
Lineage: Eukaryota; Viridiplantae; Streptophyta; Magnoliopsida; Fabales; Fabaceae
Source: RefSeq, a predicted model, not a curated record
UGUGUGCCUAUUCUUUCAAUGUAACUAAUAGUCUGUACUAUAACCAAUUAAUUCAACGAGGGGAUAAAUAAAUUGAAUAGUAAGUCACAAGUUAUUUGCUCCUUUCACUUGUGACUUCCAUUGUUCUUUAACACUUGGGAGAGAGGCAGAAAUAUAAGGAACAUGCAUCAUCAAGCAAUGAAAAGCAACCUUGUUGAUUUAGGCACAGAGAGAAAAAGGGUUGGAUCACAACCCCUUUGUCCAAAGCCUAGAAAGCUUUCACCUUCAAUACCUGAAUUCCUCAAGCCAAUUAGGUGUACCAAACACAGUCAACCAAAUAAUAUUAAUGGUGGAAGUGGAGUUCUCAGUAUGAUCACAGAAAAGAAUGCAGAUGGAAGAGAAUUCCUAUGUAAUGGGUGUUUACCUUGUUAUUCUGGCUCUCCGCCACGUCGAACAGAGAACCCGUUGGUCCAUGAUGUGGAAUUUCUUCAUCAGGUAGAAGUUGUUUCACCAUUGGCACGAACCAAACUAUCAGAUAAAUUUGGUUUCACAUCUGCUUCUCCCAUGUGAACCAGAAAAUUGGAAAAGAAAGUAGCAUUAUCCCAGGAAAGAGUUUACACAAAUUCUCCUAGUGUAGAAGUAACAUUAUUUAAGGGGUUGUUGUAGAAGAAGAUGAGUCACAUGUCCUUAAUGCUUAAUAUGUAAAUAAGUAAUGUGAGUGAUCAUCAUAGACUCAGAGUGUGGUUAUGUAUAUAACAAAUUUUGUUGUGUAUGCCAAUAUGGCAAUAUGGUGAAUUGGUUAUAUAUUCAGGACUAUUUAGGUAGAUUAAAUUAGGAUUUAAUUACUUUG